Molecule: messenger RNA, 1069 nt
Organism: Pocillopora meandrina
Lineage: Eukaryota; Metazoa; Cnidaria; Anthozoa; Scleractinia; Pocilloporidae
Source: the annotation of a GenBank genome assembly
AUGAGCAUCGCCGCCAGAUGCCGCCAUCCUUGUUUGCUGCAGUUUAUUGGGGCAACAAACGAUGAAGGAAGUCCUUUGUUUGUAACAGAGCUCAUGGAAUCUAGUUUACGAGCACUGUUGGAACAGCGGCCUCUCACUUCACUUGAAGUGUCUGUCAUUUCUUUAGAUGUUGCUCAAGCAUUAAAUUACCUUCACUUAAAGAAACCAUCCCCCAUCAUUCACCGCGACAUCAGCAGUGCCAAUGUGUUACUGUGGCGACAAGCCGACCAAUGGCGAGGCAAAGUGUCAGAUUAUGGCACGGCUAAUGUUUUGCAGCAGACCAUGACAGUUGGUCCUGGUGCUAUGAUAUACAGUGCACCUGAAGCGCAUACUAAAUACCAAACAGUCAAGGUAUGUCUGAAAUUUGAAAAUUGGAGUUAUAUUUCUCAAAUGUUUGAUUGUGAUUGCUAUGAAGUUUAUUCAUGAUAGGAUCGAAAAUUAAUCUGUGAAGCGCUGAGGACAAAAAACUCUCGUCUGAUAUCUUACUAUAGAUGAACCCUCAUCCUUGGUAAACUGGUCGGAUGCUUUAUGUAAUAUCAGUCUGUAGGGAACAUGCUGCAGGACAGAUCAUGAGAAACUCAACUUUAACCAGCUGACAGAAGUCGAACCUAUUUCUCUCUAUUUCUCCCUUCGCUGAGCUAAAAUGAGUGCGAUGCUUGCAUAGCGACGAGGCAACGUUCCUCUGACGUAAGCAGACUGCUAACACAAAAAAAAACAAAAAAAAAAAGAAAAGAGAGAGGAAGGAAAAGAUAAAUGAAAAUAUAGGAAUUUAAACUAGCUGGCAUGUUUAUGCAUUUUCAACUUUUCAUUGUUAUUUUCUUUUCGAGCUUAGGUUGAUGUGUACAGUUUUGGAGUUCUCUUUUGUGAGAUUUGCAUCCGGGAACUACCGGAUCCUGACAGGCGCGACGAGCAAGUUGCCAUGGUGACAAACCGUAUGCUUCGAGCUCUUAUUCGGGGAUGCCUGCAACAAGAUGCUGAUGAAAGACCAAGUAUGGAAGACAUCAUUGGUGAACUCGAACAACCAAUAUAA